CUGUGGCAUGCUUCGGAAUAGUCAUGAAGUAGAUGGCUCCGCCAGUGAUGACGACCGGAUCGAUACUGUUGCGGUACGGCUGCAGUCAUCCCAUCGCCACAUUGUCCGCACUGUUUCUCGCGUGGAAAUCACUUUUGCUGUUGAUUAUUUUUACCAGCCCAAGACUCGGAUACGACACGUCCUCGAGCUUGUUGUUGUCGGUCGGCGGCAAGAACGAAAACGAGAAUGCCAUCACGGGAUAUCUCUCCGGAACGCCGAACCAGAUCGAAAGUCCGUGGCUGAAAUUUGUCCGUUGGGACGCCAUAUAUUUCACGCAAAUGGCAGAACACGGACACGUCUUUGAACAGGAAUGGGCAUUUGGCAUCGGUAUAUCCUCAACUAUUCGAUGGACUGCAAAAAUCAUCGGACGUACCAUGGACAUCGGCAAUUUGACAGCAUCAUUCAUGGUUGCUGGCGUAUGCUUGUCUCAUGUCGCGCACUGGCUGGCCGUCCUACAGAUAUGGGCCAUAGCGAGCCAUUUGAUGGGUGCUGGUGGCGGUGGGAGCAACAGGAAAUCACAAAAGGAAUCAUCAUCUGAGGUCCCAUUCCUAGCGGCAGUAAUGCACAUCAUCUCACCUGCCGGUGUCUUCUUGUCGACGCCAAACACCGAAAGUCUGUUUGCUUGCCUUUCCUUCUGUGGAUUUUUGGCUUUCCUGUCGGCCACCUCACAGUUCCAUCAAGGCACGGUUCUACGAGGUGCUUGCACCAUGGUCGCUUCAGGAUUGGCAUUUGGGCUUGCAACUUUGAUCCGAAGCAACGGUAUACUCGCCGGCAUACCUUUCCUGAUCGAAGCUGUCAGCAUUGCUUUCGCCGUGCUCUCCUCCCAGGGAGUGUCGUUGUCACGCGUCGUUCGGCUUGGAUCUGUUGUCGUGGGCGGAUUACUGGUAGCCACCGGGAUGGUUUUGCCCCAGGUCCUCGCGUACCAAGAGUAUUGUGCCGGUCAAAGUCCCGGCCAGAGGCGGGAAUGGUGUGAGUGGACGAUCCCGUCGAUUUUUACCUUUGUUCAGUCUCACUACUGGAACGUCGGCCCAUUCCGAUAUUGGACCUUUUCGAAUCUUCCAUUGUUUCUUCUUGCUGCUCCGACCCUAUGGAUCCUUGUUCAAUCUGCCAUUGAGGUCAUGAAGAAACCGGAAAUGGUUAUUCGAGGCAAAUCUCCAUCUUCGUCAUCGUCAUCUUCACCGACAGGCAAGGGAGUGACAAAUACGAGCACGAGCAAAAUCUCCUCCACCAACAAUAAUCAACAUAGACUGGUGGUCGCGGCUAGCCUGGCAUUACCUCAAUUUUCCCUCGCCGUUCUCGCCUUUACGAGUUACCACGUUCAAAUCAUCACGAGAAUCUCGUCGGGUUAUCCCCUUUGGUAUAUUUGGCUGGCUGCAAAGAUCAGGAGUCAAGAAACCAAGAAUACGUCCGUGGCCAUUAUUAUUAUUCGAUGGAUGAUUAUAUAUGCACUUGUCCAAGCUGGGUUAUAUGCAUCAUUUCUGCCGCCGGCCUGAAAAAGUUGGAGGGAGAGAUAUUACUCUAUAUACACCCCAAGGGCUCCAAAACCCG
Molecule: messenger RNA, 1587 nt
Organism: Exophiala oligosperma
Lineage: Eukaryota; Fungi; Ascomycota; Eurotiomycetes; Chaetothyriales; Herpotrichiellaceae
Exons: 3
Coding region: 33-1532 (499 amino acids)
Biological process (GO): GPI anchor biosynthetic process
Cellular component (GO): mannosyltransferase complex; endoplasmic reticulum membrane
Molecular function (GO): GPI mannosyltransferase activity; alpha-1,6-mannosyltransferase activity
Source: RefSeq, a predicted model, not a curated record